This is a messenger RNA of Uncinocarpus reesii 1704, 840 nucleotides long. RefSeq lists its product as uncharacterized. The record is from RefSeq and is a predicted model, not a curated record. Gene Ontology annotation, cellular component: fungal-type vacuole; plasma membrane. The coding region runs from base 1 to 840 and encodes 279 amino acids. The transcript is spliced from 2 exons. Lineage: Eukaryota; Fungi; Ascomycota; Eurotiomycetes; Onygenales; Onygenaceae.
AUGGCUCCUACGUGGGCUUGUACCCUUGCUACAUGUCCCAUCGAGUCAAGUCUUUUCGGUUACCGCCCAUCGCUUGCCGCCAAUACCUUCUUUCUCUCUCUCUUCGGACUAUGUACACUUGCUCAAACAUUCGAGCUGGUGCUCUGGCGAAGCCAUACCUUUUCUAUUCCUAUUAUUAUCGGCGGCUUGUGUGAAGUCAUCGGGUACGUGGGACGCGUCAUGCUCUACAACAAUCCUUUCAGCCAGGAUGGGUUUCUAAUCCAGAUUUGCUGCCUGACUAUCGGACCCGCAUUCUACUCUGCCGCUAUCUAUUUCUGCAUCGCGGAUAUCGUCAAGCGGUUUGGGCCUCAUGCAUCCCGACUGCGACCCGGGCAGUACGCUUGGAUCUUCAUCCCGUGCGAUAUCAUCAGUUUGAUCCUACAGGGCGCUGGAGGGGGGGUUGCCAGUAUGGCGGUUCAAAGUGACGGAGAUCCUAAGCCUGGCACUAAUGUCAUGGUUGCUGGACUGGUGUUUCAAGUUUGCAGUCUUCUUGCCUUUAUCCUUUUGACACUGGAAUUCGUCUGGCGCGCCCGAGCUACUCGAUCGGCAGCCAAUGGUGCAGGGUGGGGUACCGAAAAGACAUCUACGCGAAACCGAAAAUUGUGGCUAUUCGGGCUUCCUUUCAGUCUUGCUGUCCUGUGCAUCUUUAUCAGAUGCGCCUUUCGCGUCGCGGAGCUAAGCAACGGCUGGACUGGGGGAUUGAUAAAACACGAGAAUACGUUCAUCGGCCUGGAGGGAGCCGUGAUUGCGGUAUCAGCCAUUGCCCUUAAUAUCGCACAUCCGAAACUGUUGUCCACCUAG